Molecule: messenger RNA, 1281 nt
Organism: Drosophila guanche
Lineage: Eukaryota; Metazoa; Arthropoda; Insecta; Diptera; Drosophilidae
Gene: prel
Product: protein preli-like
Exons: 3
Coding region: 425-1138 (237 amino acids)
Biological process (GO): phospholipid transport
Cellular component (GO): mitochondrial intermembrane space
Molecular function (GO): phosphatidic acid transfer activity
Source: RefSeq, a predicted model, not a curated record
GUUGGAGCAGUGGACUUUGGACCAGGUGUGGAUUAAAUUAAAUGGAUACAAUUAAAUAAAACAUAAGGAAUGAAACGCACGGCUGGCAUUAUGAGGAAACAGUGAGCGUAGGAGACCAUUGAGAUUAUUGAACUAAGGCCACUAAAUAAAGAAAUUCAUAGUUUUCGAGCCACCCUGUGUAUGACGCAGUUACACAACAAAAUUCUUGGCACAGACGCGUAGGCGCCCAAAACUGGCAGGGACGAAUUAUUCCUAACAAAAAACGCAUCGUACCCCACGAUCCACUCUACGCUCUGGAGCUGCUCACACACCAAAUACAAAAAGCUGUUCAGGGGCGCAGGUUGGCGUGACUUGCUGGGAAAUUUAUUUUAUUUUCGGCAAGGCACGCGCAUACAAGCGUUCUUAUCAGUUGAUUGACGCUGUCAUGGUCCUCACGGCGUCCACUUGCCGCACGGAGGCGGUUUUCGAUUACAGCUGGAAGAAUGUUGUAGCUGCUUACUGGAACCGCUAUCCAAAUCCAUCCAGCUCGCACGUCCUCACCGAAGACACCAUUAAACGGGAGGUGCGGGACGGCAAAUUAUACUCCCGGCGGCUGCUCUCAAAGACAAAUCCGGUGCCUAAAUGGGGGUCUCGAUUCUACAACAAUGUGCCGGUCAAGAUUGUUGAGGAUUCGGUGCUGGAUCCGGUUGCGAAGACGUUCACCACAUUCACCCGCAACCUGGGCAUGAAGAAGAUAAUGAAAGUCGAUGAAAUCGUUACCUACACCGAGCAGAAUGAUGGAAGGACUCUGGCCGUUCGUCGGGCCUACAUCAGCUCACAAGUCUUUGGAUUCUCGCGUGCCAUUCGGGCCUUCGGCAUUGAGCGAUUCAAGUCGAACAGCAACAAGGCUUCCAAUGGCUUUGACUAUGUCCUUCGCCGAAUGUUCCCGAAAAGUCAAUCCAGUGUUCUCCAUUCAGCUUCCCCAGCAGCGGGGGCGACAGGAACGUUUGCAGCCCAGCAGAUCGAUCUAUCCGCUGCCACAGCAGCGGUGGCCGUCCCAAAUCACAACAGCAGGAUAAAGAGUGUCACCAGGAUUGGCUAUGACUACAUUAAAUGUCAUGCUAACAAGAUUGCGCAACUGUUUUCAGUUCGAAAUUGAAUCGCAAUUAUACUUCUGGAAUGCUCAUGAAUAUGCAUGGGAACUCUUCAUUUUGGGUCGAUUUCUGGAUUCUACUUCGGGUCAGUGUUGUGGAGACUGGAGACUUAGCUGGCUGUAAUUAUAUGUAUUCCAAACAAAACAAA